This is a messenger RNA of Actinia tenebrosa (Australian red waratah sea anemone), 2025 nucleotides long. Its product is annotated as gamma-aminobutyric acid receptor subunit beta. Gene Ontology annotation, molecular function: extracellular ligand-gated monoatomic ion channel activity; transmembrane signaling receptor activity. Gene Ontology annotation, biological process: monoatomic ion transmembrane transport. Lineage: Eukaryota; Metazoa; Cnidaria; Anthozoa; Actiniaria; Actiniidae. The record is from RefSeq and is a predicted model, not a curated record. Gene Ontology annotation, cellular component: membrane.
AGAUUCAUGCAAGUAUAAAGGAUGAUAACAACAACCACCAUAUUUCCACUACUACUUUACAUUACUUAUUCCUUAACUCAUUCUGCAGCCCUGAAAUCAAGAGUGAAAGCGGCCCGAAUGACAGCCAUACUGGACGACAUGAUCAACAAGGAGACGUAUGACAAAAGACUUCGGCCAAAUUACAAUGGAAAGGCCGUUGAAAUUAAGAUUGGUUUCUGGACGACAUCAAUUGAUCCGAUUGAUGUCAUGAAUAUGGACUACACAAUAGACUUAUUUAUUCGUCAAGAAUGGGUUGACCCACGAUUGAAUCAUCAUCUCAAUGAAACCAUCCAACUCAGCCAUGGAAUCGUCAACAACAUCUGGACCCCUGAUACAUACUUUGUGAACGCCAAAACCAGCAGAGUACAUCGUGUCACGAAUCUUAAUGUGAUGGUUAUGUUGGCUCCAAAUGGUCUGAUCAAGUACAACACAAGGGUUACAGUUAAAGCUGCCUGUAAUUUGGAUCUGCGGCUCUUCCCGAUCGACAAACAAACAUGUCCACUCAUCCUUGAAAGUUAUGGUUACCAUAUGGGUCAUAUAAUUUAUCGCUGGGAGACGAACUCAUCCAACGGCAUAAGCUUUGUUCCCAAACAUGUUAGACUAAUGCCUCAGUACCAGAUAGUGGAUGUUCGACUGUUGGCAGAAAUUCAUCAAUACGUUGUUGGUAAUUUCUCUGCUUUACGUGCCAACUUUUCCUUCGUCCGUUACUACAGCUACUUUCUUUCCCAUAUUUAUGGAACCAGCUCCGUCAUAGUGGUUAUAUCUUGGAUGGCAUUUUUCCUACCGCGUGACCAGACAGCUGCACGUGUAGGUGUCGGUGUGACGUCAUUAUUGACGGAGGUCACGGUCAUCGAUAUGCUGAACAGUGCAAUGCCCAAGGUGAGUUACGUCAAAUCCAUCGACAAGUUUUUAAUGACCUGCUUAUUCUACGUGUUUCUAUCACUGGCCGAAUACUGUAUAGUACUCGUCCUAGACAGGAGAUAUAAAAAGUUGCUCAAGAGAAAGAAAAAAGAAAAGGAGCAAGAGCAACUCCAGGAAAAAAUACAAGAAAAACUUCGAAGAAAAAAUUGGUGGGUCAAAAGCGCUUGUCCUUCCGCUACCUUGGAAACGAAAAACCAUGCACACGUCGUACAUAGCACUAGAGGUGAUGACCAUCAUCCCAUAAAGCCUUCUAAAAAAACUUCUAAACAAGAGUUGUUGGACUGGCUCUCUUCGGAAAGGUUUAUAGAAUUUAUAGACACAGCAGCAUUGGUUGUAUUUCCUUUUUCUUUUGCAAUGUUUCAGAUUUGCUAUUGGCUUUCUGGUAUCCAAGAAAGUAGUGAUUUUUGAGAGUUUUCUAAGAUUAGCCCCAUUGAUAUAUUUAGAGAGAAAAUACACACACCCACACAAACGAGAUAAUUAACAAAAACAAAUAGAGGCUUUUGAAGAAGCACUUGUUUAUAUGUUGUUCCUCGCAAUUCGAAAUAACGCCUACUAUGUGAAAACUAACUUGCAAUGAUUUCUUUAAGAGCAAUGGGUAAAACGAUGACGCAUUCAAAAUCUAAUUUAUUUUUACUCCUAAUGUUACUACUAAUGUUACUCCUAAUGUUACUACUAUGUGAAAACUAACUUGCAAUGAUUUCUUUAAGAGCAAUGGGUAAAACGAUGACGCAUUCAAAAUCUAAUUUAUUUUUACUCCUAAUGUUUUGUGUAUUAAAUGUUACUCCUCAUACGUCACAGUCGUUAGAAUAUAGCAUGCAAGAACCAUUAUAACUUCAAGAAGCCGCAAUCAAAGUAUGAAUUGUUUUCGGAUUAUUCAACAGCUUAUCCCACGUAGAAUCAAUACUGUGAAUAUUGUCAGGAAGGUGUUAAGGAUUUUAAAGAAAACCGCGCUAAAAAAGCAAGCGAGACGCUUUCUUUAGUUUUCAUUGACCAAGUGUAACAGGCAUUAGCUCUAGUGCUGCGUAUUUCGUUGUCAUAGCGACUAAAAUAUUAAUACAUUUUCUA